GAUCACGUAGGCAGCUGGGAUGAAGCCAGCUACUCUUGCAAAAGGAAGCAAGGGAGGGGGCAAAGCUUCUCAUCCCCCCACCCCGUCGCCCCAUGCAAUUUGCUGGAGAGCUAAACUGCUACCACCUUGCGCUUGUCCUACUGCCUGCUGCUGGUACUGAUGCUGUGGACUGGAAGGCUAGUGAUGCAGGCAGAUCUCCGCGCGCCUCUGCCGUCUCCAGCCUUUGGAAGCCGGGUUGUUUCGCAGUUUUUGCAAAGGUGGAAGUGAGAGCGUGUUUUUAAUUAGCAUGCACUUAGUGAGGUUCCCUCUGCGGUGUGUGACUGGCUCCUGCUGACCUCCAUCGUGUGCAUGUGCGUGCGUGUACCCCCGAUUCUUUUUUCCUUUUUUUUUUUUUGUAAAUUAGAUUUGGCUUUUUGCCCUGCUUGCCUAGCUGAUCAAACGUCCUGCUGAUCGAUAAAGUAAAAUGGACAUUUUGUCUAAUGCUCAGGUCUUCCUUUUGUGAUGCCAGGUACCUCUUACACCAUUUCUCUUGUGAAGGCUAUUCAGUAGUGGAGACCUUUUUUAAUCGAACACUCCACAAAUUAUUAUCUCUGGACUCCCAGCUGACAUCCUGCUGGAGGCUACAGCUACUAAGCCAACUGGAACUGUGCCCACUCUCUCUUGUCAAGGUUUUUUAUUUUUUAUUUUCCUCACACAGGGAGAAGAAGAAAAAAUGAAGUUUGGCAAGGUGGAGUUCUGCCAUUUUUUGCAGAUAAUAGCGCUUUUCCUCUGUCUUUCUGGGAUGAGUCAAACAGAACUCCCUAGAUCCAGGUCAAAGCCCUAUUUCCAAUCUGGGAGAUCACGAACCAAACGCAGCUGGGUGUGGAAUCAGUUCUUCGUGCUGGAGGAAUACAUGGGAAAUGAUCCCCUCUAUGUAGGAAAGCUUCACUCUGAUGUUGAUAAAGGAGAUGGCUCCAUCAAAUACAUCUUGUCAGGAGAAGGGGCAAGUUCCAUUUUCAUUAUUGAUGAGAACACGGGGGAUAUUCAUGCUACAAAGAGGCUUGAUCGGGAGGAACAAGCCUACUACACCCUCCGAGCACAAGCACUAGAUAGACUGACAAGUAAACCCGUGGAACCAGAGUCAGAAUUCGUCAUUAAGAUUCAGGACAUCAAUGACAAUGAACCUAAAUUUCUGGAUGGCCCUUACACUGCUGGCGUGCCUGAAAUGUCUCCUGUGGGAACCUCUGUGGUACAAGUAACAGCUACUGAUGCCGAUGACCCUACAUAUGGAAACAGUGCCAGAGUGGUCUACAGCAUUCUUCAAGGACAGCCUUAUUUUUCUGUGGAACCAAAGACAGGUAUUAUCAAAACCGCGCUUCCCAAUAUGGACAGAGAAGCAAAAGACCAGUAUCUACUUGUCAUUCAAGCAAAAGAUAUGGUUGGUCAAAAUGGAGGGCUCUCUGGGACCACCUCUGUCACCGUCACCCUUACAGAUGUCAACGAUAACCCUCCCCGCUUUCCUCGCAGAUCAUAUCAAUAUAAUGUCCCUGAAUCGUUACCCGUGGCUUCGGUGGUCGCCAGAUUAAAGGCUGCAGAUGCUGAUGUGGGACCGAAUGCUGAAAUGGAAUAUAAAAUAGUGGAUGGUGAUGGCUUGGCCGUUUUCAAAAUCUUAGUGGACAAAGAGACACAAGAAGGGAUCAUUACAAUACAAAAGGACUUGGAUUAUGAAGCCAAGGCCAGCUACACCUUGAGAAUAGAAGCAGCAAAUAAGCAAGUUGAUCCUCGUUUUUUAAGCCUUGGGCCCUUCAGUGAUAUGACAACAGUGAAGAUCAUUGUGGAGGAUGUAGAUGAACCACCUAUAUUUACCUCACGUUUGUACACUAUGGUAGUGUCUGAAGCAGCUAAAGUAGGCACCAUCAUUGGAACUGUUGCAGCUCAUGACCCAGAUGCAUCUAACAGUCCUGUGAGGUACUCAAUAGAUCGAAACACAGACCUGGAGAGAUAUUUUAAUAUUGAUGCCAACAGUGGGGUGAUUACCACUGCGAAGCCGUUGGAUAGAGAAACAAACGCUGUUCAUAACAUCACUGUCUUGGCUAUGGAGAGUCAAAACCCUUCACAAAUUGGGAGGGGAUAUGUGGCCAUCACUAUUCUUGACAUCAACGACAAUGCUCCUGAGUUUGCAAUGGAUUAUGAAACUACUGUCUGUGAAAAUGCAGAACCUGGCCAGGCAAUUCAAAGAAUCAGUGCCAUUGACAAAGAUGAUCCACCUAGUGGUCAUCAAUUUUCCUUCAGUUUGGCAGGGGAGGCUGCAAAUAACCACAACUUUACAUUACAAGAUAAUAAAGAUAACACGGCAUCUAUUCUAACCAGAAGAAAUGGAUUCCGGAGGCAGGAGCAGUCAGUUUACUAUUUGCCAGUAUUUAUUGUGGACAGUGGCUCUCCUUCACUGAGCAGCACCAACACACUCACUAUCCGGGUGUGCGACUGUGACGCAGAUGGCAUUGCCCAAACAUGCAACGCAGAGGCCUACAUCUUGCCAGCAGGACUUAGCACCGGGGCGCUCAUAGCGAUACUGGCUUGUGUUCUGACAUUGCUAGUGCUUGUCCUACUCAUUGUUACAAUGAGACGACGGAAAAAGGAGCCCCUUGUUUUCGAUGAAGAGAGAGAUAUCAGGGAAAACAUAGUCAGAUAUGAUGAUGAGGGAGGCGGAGAGGAAGACACCGAGGCCUUUGAUAUGGCUGCCUUGAGGAACCUCAACAUCAUCCGAGACACCAAAACGAGGAGGGAUGUAACGCCAGAGAUCCAGUUCUUGAGUAGACCAUCCUUUAAAAGCAUCCCGGAUAACGUCAUUUUUCGGGAAUUUAUUUGGGAAAGACUAAAAGAGGCUGAUGUGGAUCCUUGUGCUCCACCGUAUGAUUCCCUGCAGACAUACGCAUUUGAGGGAAAUGGUUCGGUGGCUGAGUCACUCAGCUCUUUAGAUUCUAUCAGUUCAAACUCAGAUCAGAAUUACGAUUACCUCAGUGACUGGGGGCCUCGUUUUAAACGGCUUGCAGACAUGUAUGGAACUGGACCAGAAAAUUUGUAUUCAUAGCCUUUGAACCUUUCUAUGACGAUGCACUAAAGAAAAAGAAAAUAAAAACUCAAUAUCUGGGACUAAGGAAAAUCUGUAAAUAUUUCUCCAUUUUUAACCUUUUGGGUUUCUUUUUGCCUUGGUGAAGCAUAUCUUCAUUAGAACUUUGUCCUAGGGACUGCACUGAACACACACAGAUUCUGAGCAUCCAAUGGCAUUUUUUUGAUAACAUUAAGAUGCUCGGGCAUGUGCAAAUAGAUAGCAACCCUCGUAUACCUGCAGAGGCAACCAACCUCUAAGAGUAAGUAACGCACUGUGACCUCAAUGAGCCAAUGAUAUCCUGUAGAUGCCUUCGCAGUACUGCUGGGUCUAGACUGCAGAGUCUUUGCUUAGUGGAGAGAAGGGGGAAAUCAUUUACUACGUACAAUGUUAAUACAAUAUAUUGUCUACUACUGAUGCAAAGUUCUUUUAUUUACAGUGUUGCAUGCAGUUUGCUGGCUCAGAAACAAAUCCAACACGAUGACUUUUUAAAAUGUUGGUCUUAAAAGCUAUUUAGUCCAAAAGCCUCUGUAAAUAUCUGGGUGACUCUAAAAAUAGAUUGCAAUUCCUGUUAUGAAAAUCUGCAACAUGUGCCAUUGCCUUAUCAAAAUUGUUUCCAGGAUAUGUCAAAUCAGAGAUCUGGAAAGUGAUUAUCACAGUUUUGUGAUGCCUAUGUAGGUAUGGGGGGGGGGGAAUUGCUGUCUAUUUACAGUUUUUUUUAUUAUCCUUACCUCUUCUGAUUAGUACAGGAGAACUUAUCCUUUCUUCAUUUUUAUUAGUUUUUAAAUAAAACAUUGAUGUGUAAAGUUAUGUUUAUUUUGGAGCUCCAGUCUCCAUCACAUUCAGGUUUAUUAUACUGCAUCAUGGUAUUAGGUGCUUGAGAACAUGCUGUUUUUUCUUCCAGUCUCAGCUACAUGAAGGAAAUGAAGCAUGGAAAUAGAGAAAUUACAGUGAAGCAAUUGAGUCCCUCGUUCAUCUCUCUGAGAGGAACACUGCUACAAGGACACACCACUGUCAUUGUUCUUCUGAGCCAUUACAAUGUCUAAGAUAUUUGAAUAAAAUGUUUGUACUUUGCAUUUUCAAAAGGAGACUACAGAGGCAGGCGGGAGCGUCUCUAAUGCAAGUUGUAGCUUUCAAGGUCAUCCAUUCUGUGAGCUCCAGCGAUUUAAACAAACCUGCACCUUCCAUCAAGUUUGCUACCUCUUUUGCUGCUGCGGAAUCACAGCAAAAGACUCGGCAGCAAAAGACUCUUUUACAUUUCUUUCAUAUGUUAAGCAGUGUGAUACGAUUAGCACCAGAAUCCAUCUUCAGAUCCUGACGCACAUAAGUAUUUCCCCCCCAGGGAGUUAACUUCAUAACACAUCAUCUCUAUGCUGGUUCAGGUGUGCCAAACUCGAAGGAUGAUUGCAGUCGGUUAAAAUAAUGUUGGAUUUUUUGAACUAGAAUUUAUUAGAAUAUGACAAGUUUUUAUGAUUCAGGCAAUAUUUAUAUUUUAGCUGUCCUGAUUUAUUACUAGCAAAUAGGACAUGGAUUCAAGUAGAAUAGCGCUUUAUUUUAAUAGUCUUUUCCUAUUUUCGUCUUUCUCACACUUACCCCUUUGUUUUUCUGAAGAUUGCUUUUGAGUUCCUGAAUAAGGCUCAAUCCUGAAAACAUUAACCCCUCCAUUCUUGGUUUUCAAGACUUGCUCCAAAACUGAAUAGUGCUGGAACUUAAGGGUUUGCAGGACUAGGACUAGGACUAGCCAUGUGCUGAAACCUGUCCUCCAUUGCUCAAGAGAUUUAGCCCCCUGUGAGAAAGUUUCUUUUUUUUAUGCCUCAUUCUCAUUGUGCUUGCAAAUUGCUUCAGAAUUUUUUCCAGAAUUUUGGUGGGUGUGAGACAGAGCUUACUUUAUUGUGAGGUGGCCAGGUGGUGUGUGUGUGUGUGUUUUCUUCUUUUAAUUU
Messenger RNA from Podarcis muralis (Common wall lizard), 5028 nucleotides. RefSeq names its product cadherin 7 (gene CDH7). Lineage: Eukaryota; Metazoa; Chordata; Lepidosauria; Squamata; Lacertidae. The record is from RefSeq and is a predicted model, not a curated record. Gene Ontology annotation, cellular component: catenin complex; plasma membrane; adherens junction. Gene Ontology annotation, molecular function: beta-catenin binding; cadherin binding; calcium ion binding. Gene Ontology annotation, biological process: homophilic cell-cell adhesion; multicellular organism development; cell-cell adhesion mediated by cadherin.